AUGCACUCUCGCUGUCGAGCCUACCCGGCUUUCUGCAAGCUUACACGCUCGCUACAUGCCUCUUCGUCUCGGAGACGAGAACUUUUCGACCCCGCCAAUGUCGACCGGCCCAGCGAUAAAUUUGACGUCUGCAUUCUCGAGCUGGAGAAGGGCCGCGAACUCCGCGUCGUCGUCCUCGAGAAUGGCACCGAAGUCGGCUCGCACAUCCUCUCCGGCGCCGUCAUUGAGCCGCGCGCGCUCAAUGAGCUCCUUCCAGGCUGGAAGGACCGGCCGGACCGCACGCUCACCCAGCCCACAUCGUCCACCCAGAUGCGCCUCUCCACCGCGAACCGCUCCUUCUGCAUCCCCCACCCCCUACAAAUGGCCAAGACGGGCACCUACGUGGUCUCCCCCUUCGCAUCACGGCGCCAUCGCAGAACAAAUGGGCGUCGAGGUCUUCCCGGGCUACUCACGCGCCGGUCUCGUGCACAGCCCAGACGGCACGUCUAUCUUCAGGGUGCGCACGAACGAAGUCGGACUAGGAUACACGACGCGUUCGAAUCGGGUAUGCAGUUCCAAUCGCGCGUCACUCUCUUUGCUGAGGGCGCGCACGGCUCCUUGUCGAAGGAGGCCAUUCGUCGUUUCAAGCGGCGUGAGGGCCGGGACACCCAGACGUACGGACCGGGUAUCAAGGAAGUAUGGCGUGUCGACCCGAGCAAUCACGAGCCCCGACCGGUCGUCCACUCCAUGGGCUGGCCACUCGACCUGCACGCAUACGGCGGCGAGCAGGCAUAUCACAUGGCGGACGGCCUUCAAGUCACGCUCGGCCUCGUCGUAGCCUUCGACCAUCCAAAUCCACACCUCAGCCCGUACCGCGAACUCCAGCGCACGAAACACCACCCGUACUUCCGCGACCUCCUCCCGGGCUCGUCGACACGAAUAGCAUACGGCGCGCGCGUCCUCAACGAAGGACAUCUCCGAUCCGUCCCCAGGCUCAACUCUCACGGGGACGCGCUCUUCGGAUGCUCCGCCGGCUUCAGCUGGGUGCACGGCGACCUGCACGAGGUCCGCAACGUCCGGCCCUCGUCUAACAUCCCGCUCGGCAUCCUCGGUGGCGUCGUCUACUCCGACAUCGACACCCUGCUCCUGCGCGGCCGCACGCUGUCGACGUCCCGGGACAAGCUGCGGCUCUCCGACGCCGCGCACACGAAACGCGCGUCGGAAUGCAAGCCAACUGAAUACCCGUCCUUCCAACCCCCUCUUUCCACAGACUUCCUCACGAGUGUCGCGCUCACCGGCACGAACCACGCUGAGAGUCAGCCCGUGCACCUUCGCGCGCACACGUCCCCGCGGGCGGCGCGCGGCGUGUCGAGGACGUGCAGCAGUUCGUGA
Molecule: messenger RNA, 1371 nt
Organism: Trametes versicolor FP-101664 SS1
Lineage: Eukaryota; Fungi; Basidiomycota; Agaricomycetes; Polyporales; Polyporaceae
Exons: 5
Coding region: 1-1371 (456 amino acids)
Biological process (GO): electron transport chain
Cellular component (GO): mitochondrial inner membrane
Molecular function (GO): electron-transferring-flavoprotein dehydrogenase activity
Source: RefSeq, a predicted model, not a curated record